Molecule: messenger RNA, 822 nt
Organism: Fonticula alba
Lineage: Eukaryota; Rotosphaerida; Fonticulaceae
Exons: 1
Coding region: 1-822 (273 amino acids)
Source: RefSeq, a predicted model, not a curated record
AUGUCCGACGAAGUGGCUCACAUUCACAUUUUCGACCCUCAGGGCGAAGAGUGGCCCUCACCUCUUCAAAUCGGCCUGCUGACAGUUGUAUGCCUGUCAAUCGCCUCGGUGGUGAUCGGCGUGGCCUCUUACAUUGUUGUGAGUGGCAUUCGCCAGCGGCGCCUCCAGGCGGCCAAGGAGCUGGCCGAGAAGGAGGCCUACGACCGGCGUAUGGCCAACUGGUCGAACCCCGGCGACCCGCCGAAGCCCCUGCCCCCGACCUCCUGCCUGUAUGGGGUAUUCGACAUGGAGGCCCAGCGCCCGGUGGUGGAGGCCAGUGCCGCGCGGGCGGCCGUCGCUCUGACCAUCGGCCAAGGCCCCGGCAUGGGGUCCGACACCGCGUCGGCUCCAGGCUCCGGUCAGCAUCGGCACCUGGCCGCCCGGCCAUCCAUCGAAGCCGGCGCCGGGUGGAACUCCCCGCCGAUGGCGGCCGCCGCCAGCAUGAGCAAGGACCCUGUCGGGGGGCCCCCCUCGCCGAGCGGCUCGCUCCACGCUUCGGAGCCGGACUACAGCCAGACGGCCGCCCGGCUGCUGAGCAGUGGCGACUCCUCGGCCGCGGAGUACGGCGGCCCGGCGGCCGGGAACCCGGCCUCCUACACCCCGCCCUCGUACUUGGCCCCGCCGGCUUUCAGCGACGCGCUGCUGGAAGGCGAGCUGCUCGAGGCCGGUCCCAGCACCCACGAUCUGGCCUAUGGCCACCCGGAAUCGUCGACCAUCUACUUUGACGUGGCCUCCGGCCAGUCGGAAAUCUCACUCGGUGGCAGCCGGCUACUGGCCCCCUGA